UAAUAAAAAUCAAAUUUCUCUCUCUUCAAAGAACGCAAAAAAAAACGAAACUUUAUUUCUCAAAUAGGAAAGAAGGAGCUUUCUUGUAGAAUUGAAUUAUGCCGUGCCUGGUUAAAGCAAAUUGAAUUCUUUUAGAUCAGACAAUGUAACGAAUCACUGUUUCGUGUCUGUCUGAUUUGUGCUUGUGUCCCUCUCUCUCUUUGCUUUUCUCUCCAUCUUCACUUUCUAUUUUUUUCUCGAGAAACAAAAAAAAAACCUUUUCUGAGCUUUCCGGGAAAGUUUUGUUAGAUUCGAUCACAAUCCUUUUUUUUUGUCUGAUCAUCUCUUUAAUCAUCACGAACGUCGCAACCUUUAGAAUAUGAAACCACCACAAUCAGCUGCUUCGUUAGAUAGGUGGAGAGACUAUUUCCGGCGAGGAGACUCCGAUAUAUUCGAGAUCAUCGAUCACGCCAUCAUGGUCGCUGCCACAGAUUGUCCGAUCAAAUUCAAAUCGAGAAGAGACAGAAUCGCCGAGCUUCUCUUCUCGUGCAGAGUCACUCGCUGCACGGGAUGCCACCACAGCAGGGAGCUAUCUCUUCCCGGAGACGACGAGGCGGUUGAUGGGAGUAAAGAGAGCAAAGCUAACAGUAGCAGAGGAGAAAACAAUCACAUUAAUCAGAUUGUUGUUGGCAGUUAUGAUUGUGAUGAUGAAGCUGAGGCUUUGAGCGAUGCGAUUGAAGAGUUCUCUAUGGUUUGUGAGGAAGUUGUUAGGAUCAAAGAGAUCUUGCUCAACAAAGACGACGAGCCACACUCGGUGAUACUUGAGUCUUUGAGGAAGCUAAAGUUGAUGUCUUUGGAUGUGGAUGUUCUCAAGAGUACUGAGAUUGGGAAGGCUGUUAAUGGUUUGAGGAAACAUGGUUCUGAUAAGAUUCGCCAACUUGCAAAGACUCUGAUCGCAGAGUGGAAGGAGCUUGUUGAUCAGUGGGUGAACACCACCAAGGAGAUCGCUGGUGGUGCUGAAGGUACACCAGAGUCUGCUAAUCCAUCUGUAGUUGAUGAAGAAGAAGAAGAAGAAGAAGAAGAAGUGUUUCCUUCACUUCCAUAUGGUGUUGAUAUUUUUACACCGGAAGCAAACGGUUUUGAAAUGUUUAAUGGAGAUUUCUUUGAUUCAUUGGACUUUGAUGGAAAUCCUUGUAACUCUGGGGAAUACAACACAAGCCGAGAACACGAAAGAAAACCACAGAAGAGAAGACCAGAGGGAACACAAAUGAGGAUACAGAAGCCAUCAUCAGCUGAUGGGAAUGGGACUAGGAGACCUCUAAAUCAAAGGAUGAAGAACGAAGUGGGAUCUGUUCACAAGUCUGAAAACCACAUGAUCCAAAGGAGGAAACCUCCACAAGAAAAACUUAAAGGUCUUGACGCAGACGCAAAGUUUGAGUUUGCUAAGAGGAAACUUCAAGAGAGCUACCAACAACAUGAUAAAGCCAAGAAGCAGAGAACAAUACAAGUACUUGAGACGAUGCCAAAGCAAGGUAGUGCUGCUCAGAAACCGCAACUCAAGAGACCUGGAAUGAACAACAGAAGUUGGUCUAACGGUCAUAAAUAGCUUUAGAUUGGUGAAUAACUUUCAGAGGAGAAAGACAUUAUUUACAUAAAUACCACAAAAUAUCUGCAAGCUCCGGUGAAAUAAGGUAAAGGAGAGUCUAGUUCCACAAGCUUUGAGACAGAGACAAGCAGAGGAUGGAUGACGAGCAGAUUCCACAACUGAACUUUUCUUUGAACAGACUCUUUUUUACUCCUAUGUUUUCGUUCUGUCUUUGAUUCACCAAUUUGCAGCCUGUUAGGAUCCUAACUAGUGUUACGUUCUUGAGACUUUCGGUACAGUUCCGGUUUAGUUCAAUCCCGUUUGUUCGGUUUUGGGA
Molecule: messenger RNA, 1901 nt
Organism: Brassica oleracea var. oleracea
Lineage: Eukaryota; Viridiplantae; Streptophyta; Magnoliopsida; Brassicales; Brassicaceae
Product: probable mediator of RNA polymerase II transcription subunit 26b
Exons: 8
Coding region: 359-1585 (408 amino acids)
Cellular component (GO): nucleus
Source: RefSeq, a predicted model, not a curated record